Messenger RNA from Mugil cephalus (flathead mullet), 776 nucleotides. RefSeq lists its product as uncharacterized. The record is from RefSeq and is a predicted model, not a curated record. The coding region runs from base 15 to 668 and encodes 217 amino acids. The transcript has a single exon. NCBI's taxonomy places the organism in Eukaryota, Metazoa, Chordata, Actinopteri, Mugiliformes, Mugilidae.
GUUGAUACGUGAUCAUGGAAGGAUCCGCUCAGUUCUGUCUCCUGGUUGUGCUGCUGUUUGUGGCGUCCGACUCAGCUGAAGCCCAGAAUACACCGUCGUACUUCAAGCUUGGCGGUACGUUGACUCUGAGGCCUCCUUUCUCUGGGACGAUCACCAGCAUCGUUUAUAAGAUCAAAGGUAACCUGGUGGCUGAAUGGGCGGAAAACGGGGUUCAUUUGACUUAUUACAGCAGCUUUAAAGGACACACAACCCUGAACACUGAAACUGGAGAGUUGAAGAUCAGCAACCUGACUAAAGAUGACACUGGAGAGUUUGUAGUAGAGAUCAACAACGUUUUUCCGCCUAUAAUGUUUAAAUAUGUGGAGAUCAAGGAAGUACCUGAUCCUUCUUUGAGGGUGCAACCUUUAGCCUGUGACUCGUCUUCAUCGAGCUGUAGCCUGUUUUGUGAUGGAGACAUUGAAGAGUCUGGACCGGUAACUUUCUCCUGGAAGAAGGGAAACGGAACCUGGAAUGAGUCAGAACAAGUCAUGAACAUCACCAACGAUGAGGAAACUGAAAAAGUAAAGACGUUCUCCUGCAGAAUGAAGAACCCAGUCAGUGAGAAAGAGAGUGAAUCUGAACAGAAUCCGUUCUGGAGAGAGACUCUGGACUCAGGGCUGAACUUAUAGGAGUUGUGGUGAGAUCCUUUGUUGUCCUGUUAGUCUCUGGGCUGCUUGUCUUCCUGCUGUGGAGAAAACGAAAACUUAUCUGUUCCUGUAAAUGUGGAAAAGGAGAUG